UGCGGCGCAACCGGAUGUAGCUGAACGAGACAUCCGGUUGCAGGGAGCUCGGAAGCUAACGUCGAGUAGAGAGUCAAAAUCGUAACAUUUUGAGAAUUUUCCACGCUGUGCUUUGAUAACGUCAAAGAACAGAGAUGAUUAAAGCCAUAUUAAUUUUUAACAACCACGGGAAGCCGCGGCUGAUCAGAUUCUAUCAGUAUUUUGCGGAGGACAUGCAGCAGCAGAUUAUUCGGGAGACUUUUCAUUUGGUAUCUAAAAGAGAUGACAACGUCUGCAACUUCUUGGAGGGUGGAAGUCUCAUUGGUGGCUCCGACUACAAGCUGAUUUACCGACACUACGCCACUCUCUACUUUGUUUUUUGUGUCGACUCAUCGGAGAGCGAGCUCGGCAUACUGGACCUGAUCCAGGUGUUUGUGGAAACGUUGGAUAAAUGCUUCGAAAAUGUCUGCGAACUAGACCUCAUAUUCCACAUGGAUAAGGUCCAUUACAUUUUGCAGGAGGUGGUGAUGGGAGGGAUGGUACUGGAGACUAACAUGAAUGAGAUUGUAGCUCAGGUGGAGGUGCAGAACCGCAUGGAGAAGUCAGAGGGAGGUCUGUCAGCGGCUCCAGCUCGUGCUGUCUCUGCCGUGAAGAACAUGAACCUGCCCGAGAUUCCCCGCAACAUCAACAUUGGAGACAUCAAUAUCAAAGUGCCGAGCCUCUCCCCAUUCUGAACAGCUUUCCCGCUGAGCUCUGCAGGGCUGGUGCACUACUGAUAUACCCUUCUCCACCCAGCUCUCUGGUCAAAACUGAGAACACUGUUUUGUUUAUUUUUUAAUAAAUGUACCAUAAAAUCACAUCAGUUUACUUUCACCUUCAUUCCCGUAUGUAUGGGAGGUAAACUGUAA
Messenger RNA from Oreochromis niloticus (Nile tilapia), 887 nucleotides. It is a transcript of the gene ap3s2, whose product is annotated as adaptor related protein complex 3 subunit sigma 2. The record is from RefSeq and is a predicted model, not a curated record. Lineage: Eukaryota; Metazoa; Chordata; Actinopteri; Cichliformes; Cichlidae. The transcript has 6 exons. Gene Ontology annotation, biological process: intracellular protein transport; Golgi to vacuole transport. Bases 135 to 713 code for a protein of 192 amino acids. Gene Ontology annotation, cellular component: AP-3 adaptor complex; membrane coat.